This is a messenger RNA of Sorghum bicolor (sorghum), 1320 nucleotides long. RefSeq lists its product as uncharacterized. Lineage: Eukaryota; Viridiplantae; Streptophyta; Magnoliopsida; Poales; Poaceae. The transcript has 8 exons. The record is from RefSeq and is a predicted model, not a curated record. Bases 142 to 885 code for a protein of 247 amino acids.
UACCAUAAUACGCUUACGCAAUUGGAACGCGUAUAGCGCUUGCUCGCGUCCCUCCUCCACCCGGACCCGGCCUGGAAGUUCUCGGCGUCAGCCGACCACCGCGCCGAAUUCCGGCACGACGUCGCCAUAGGCCAAAACACGAUGGGAUUCCCAGAUGAAAGAGUACAAGUAGAUGCACUGGAGAGACACUUACUAACUGGUUUAUCUUCAAACGACUAUAAUGGAAGUUUUGAGGAUGAGGUCCUCUAUGAUGCAUCAUUUGCAGAAAUGGAAGAUAAUUUUGUCAAGUAUCAAAUUGCUCAGUGGACUUUAUUAUCUCUAUUACUAAUCAUAGCUUGGGGAGUAGGACUGCUCAUGCUACUUUACAUACCUAUUCGAGCAUAUGUAUGUCGAAGCGACUUUCGCUCGAGGAAGCUAUACUUGACACCACAUGCUGUUAUUUACAAGGUAAACAAGCCUUUUGCUUUUCCUUGUUUUGGGGUUUUCAAGAAGGAGAAACAUUGUAUCCUCCCUUCAAUUUCUGAUGUUGUUGUUGAGCAAGAUAAGCUCCAGUCCGUUUUUGGGGUAUAUUCGAUCAGGAUUGAGAAUAUCGGUGUCAGAAAGCCUCGUAGUUAUGAUGUAAAAAUUACUGGGGUUGCUCAUCCACAUGAUUUCAGGAAGGCUGUUCUAGUCCAUCUUUUGAACACUAGGAAGCUGAAGUUCAGUCAAAAAGCUUCAUCGCAUGACCAACAGAGCAGAAGUUUGAGUUCUACAGCUAGUUCUUCGGAGGCUCCUCUUGGAGAUUUGAUGCUAGAGAAGCUUGAUGAAGUUGAAAUCUCUGUAAAGAAAAUGCAAGCACUGCUGCAGGGGGCUGAAACUUCAAAGAUUAAGACCACAUCCAGUUGACUCAAUGUAUGUUGACAUUUCACAGGAUCGAACAAGAUGUGACUGGUGCUGAUCGACCCCUCUUUGCUCUGGUGGCUAUCAGUAUCAUGGAUUUAUCAUCGUGGCUGCUGUUGAUAGCAGUUCGGCUCGUGCAAACAUUUUUGCAGUGGCUGUAUGAAUAGCUAAUGGUGCUUGUUGUAACUUUGUUAUUGUCAUAUGCUCCGUCCUGUAUAUUAUUGUCCAAUACGGAUGGUGAUGGCUUGCUAUUAUAUGCAGCUUUUUCUGUAAAUCGUGCAGGGAACUUCACUUUCUGCACAUAAAGUCGUGUAUAGUUGAGAGGGAGCAAUCAUUCAUAUUGUAAUUUGAGAAAGAUCCACUUGGUGAUCAGAUUAAUUAGUGAAACCAAGUCACUACCUUGCAACUGAUGAUGUCAAUAUCGUGCAUUGAUAAAUGAUA